UUGAACUCAUGGACCAUGAGAUCAUGACCUGAGCUGAAGUUGGAUGCUCAACCAACUGAGCCACCCAGGCACCCCUCACAUACUCAGUCUUUCUACCUGUUGUUUUUGUAACCUGGUUAAGGCUGCUAUGCUUUUGGAGCCAUUCAGGUUUAGAAAGUCUAGAUAGUGUCAGUGGUUACCUCAAAUCAACCUUGGGAACCAGCAUAAGUUGUGCCUGUGAUAUUGCAGAAGUAUAAGCAAGCAAUGACCCAGGUCAAGUUAGUCUUGCUAAGUAAGCUAAAUUAAGCUUUAUUUAUAUGAGUCAAACUGAUUUUGUCCACCCAGGAAUUCUCAAGGCUGGUCUCUGUUUUUUAUUUUAGUAAUACUGUUUAAGUGCCUCCUAUGUGUCUGAUUUUUUAUAUACGGUAUUUCUAAUUCUCAUUAUUACCAUGUAAGAUAGAUUGUAUUCAUUUAUAGAUGAAGAGAAUAAAGACUCAGCAAGAUGAGGCUGCCCAUUAGGGAACUGCAAGAAUCAAUGCUUUAGUAAAUGUUUCAAUGCAGGUGAGAUGCUAAUGGCAACUAAAUCUUGCUCCCAUAUCUUAAAUCAUUUCAAAUCAGUAAAUAAUUAGCAUUGCUAUAUGAAGUACUCUCCAGAGAUAGCUGAAUAGGACAUCAUUCCUGACACCCCGAGGAGACUAUAAUUUCAGAGACAUUCUUGAUGUGCGUACUGGUUAUUGGUAUAAUCCAGAGUAGAAUUGUCAAACGGUAGAGAGCAGUGAUAGUCUGCAGCAGAACUUGACAAACUAUAACCCUGGGACCAUAUCUAACCUACUGCUGUUUUUGGUAAGUGAAGUUUUCCUGGAAUACAGCUACACUCAUUUGUUUCUACAUUUUCAGUGGCCGAUUAAUUUCCUGCUGCUGGAUAGAGUUGAGUAGUUGUGACUAAGCCUGUGAAACCUAAAAUAUUUACUAUCUGGCACUUCAGAGAAAAAAAUAUUUGUUGAUCCCUGCUCUAGGAUUUCUGAAGAGGGGGACUUUACUCUGUGAUGGAGGAAUCAAAAAAGGCUUAAAUGAAAGAAGUGGACAUGUUUUGGAGCUGAGAGGAUAGUCUUUCAGUGAAAUGAGGAGCUGGUCAAUGUUAUUUGAAUUUCAAAUAGAGGAGCAGACAUGCCACCCCCAGCAGGUGCCCCACUGCAUCCACCUCCUGAUGGAGGAUGGGGCUGGGUAGUGGUUGGAGCAUCUUUUAUCUCCAUUGGAUUUUCAUAUGCGUUCCCCAAAGCAGUCACGGUGUUCUUCAAAGAAAUUCAGCAAAUAUUCAACACUACCUACAGUGAGAUAGCCUGGAUAUCAUCCAUUAUGCUGGCUGUUAUGUAUGCAGGAGGUCCCAUAAGUAGUGUUCUGGUGAAUAAAUAUGGUAGCCGACCAGUAGUGAUGAUAGGAGGUUUAUUAUGCUGCUUGGGAAUGGUCACAGCCUCUUUUAGUACCAGCGUAAUAGAGCUCUACCUCACUGUGGGAUUCAUUACCGGUUUAGGUUUAGCGUUCAACCUGCAACCUGCCCUAACAAUCAUUGGCAAAUACUUCUACAAGAAACGACCCAUGGCUAAUGGCCUCGCCAUGGCAGGAAGUCCUGUUUUCUUAAGCACAUUGGCUCCUUUCAAUCAGUACCUUUUUAAUACUUUUGGCUGGAAAGGAAGCUUUUUGAUUUUAGGAGGCUUAUUGUUGAAUGCUUGUGUGGCUGGAUCCCUCAUGAGACCCGUUGAACCCAAACAAGCUAUGAAGAAGUCUAAAAAUAAGAUUGGCAUAAGAGAGAAUGACCCAGAUGUGAAGAAAAGCCAUAGGAAGAAAUCAAGAUGGGAAAGAGUUAAUAAGUAUUUAGAUUUCUCCCUUUUUAAGCAUAGGGGAUUUCUGAUAUACUUAUCUGGAAAUGUCAUUAUGUUUCUAGGGUUUUUUGCCCCCAUUAUAUUCUUGGCUCCAUAUGCCAAAGACAAGGGAAUUGAUGAGUAUUCUGCAGCUUUCUUGCUGUCUAUUAUGGCUUUUGUUGAUAUGUUUGCUAGACCUUGUGGAGGAAUCAUUGCAAACUCCAAAUUUAUCCGACCCCGAAUCCAGUACUUCUUCAGUUUUGCAGUCAUGUUUAAUGGAGUGUGUCAUCUCCUGUGCCCAUUGGCAGAGGACUACACAAGCCUGGUGUUGUAUGCUGUGUUUUUUGGUCUCGGAUUUGGGAGUGUUAGCAGUGUCCUCUUUGAAACGCUCAUGGACCUGGUUGGCCCUCAGAGGUUUUCCAGCGCUGUGGGACUCGUCACAGUGGUGGAGUGUUGCCCUGUUCUUCUUGGCCCUCCUCUUGCUGGUAAAUUGGUGGAUCAAACUGGACAAUAUAAAUACAUGUAUAUCGCCUGUGGAGCUAUUGUGUUCCUAUCAAGUGUGUGGCUACUUAUCGGCAAUGCUAUAAACUACAGAUUGCUUGCAAAGGAAAAGAAGCUGGGAGAAGCAAGGAAGAAGAAAAUGAGUUCGCCUGAGUCCAAAGAAUCUGAACCUUUGAACAAAUCUAAACAUCAUGAUGUCAGCAUCAAAAGUACAAGAACAGAGAAUAAUCCCUCAGAAAGAGAAACUAAUAUUUAAUAAGAAUCACAUCUCUGAUUUCAGUGUUUAUGACUUUCUUAGGAGUAUUUUUUUUUCAAAAUAUUGGAAAGGUUUUUACUUGAAAUGAGAAGUCAUAAUUAAGGAUGGAAGUGAGAUUUUCCUCAAUGGCAAAUUUUUAUAAGUUUGUUUUUUAAAACUUGUUUGGGUAGUUAAAAUUCGAGGUUAUGCCUAUAAAGAAUCCAUGCAAUGGGUUUAUUUCCAUACGUGACUCUGGUUGUGGUGGUUAGAGUAAUUGUAGAGUCUUCCAGUGACUUCUGGUCUUGGUUAUAGAGAUCUGAAUCCCAAAUCCCUGGUUUAAAUAGCGAGAAGGAAUAUGUUUAAUCAAAUAAGAAUACCCUGUCUAGAUUUUAGUUUUCAGUGUUAGAUGGAAUUGAAGGAAAAUGAAUUUUCUUAUAAUGUGCAUAUGCACACAUACACACUCACCUGUAUUUACACACAUGCACACAGAGUAUCUAGAGGACAAAAGACAAAUAAGUUCAGAAAGAAUAUUAUCACUAUACUUUUUUUUUAACUUUAAAAACAAAUCCGUGGAGAGUGAAGAAAUGUAUUAGGUCUGCAUACUACUUUGUAGUGUAGAUUUUAAAUAUAAGAACAUGGGUGAAAUGAAGAUGAUCUUAAUUUGAAAACGCAACUAACUGCUGUAAAAACUAAAAGUAUUUGCAUAUAUAAAAUAAAUUUGAAAAAAAAACAACCCUCCAUUUUAAACCAUUAUUUCUGACUACUGUUAAAUUUGAUGAAUCCAUGCACGUAGUUUCUUUGAGGAUGGCCAUUAGUACUUGGUGCUAGAGAAUAGAACCCUCAAACAAUUUUCAGAAUUCUUACUUAAUAUAUAAAUCAAAUUAAAAGCCUAAAUGAUUCUUAGCAAUGAGCUACGUUCAUUAAUUUUAAAAGGAUUCUAGUUGCUAAGCCAGAAAGUAAUAAGCAGGGAUUUCUUUUAAUCAGAACUCAAUCCAGACUCCCUGUCAUAGACUUCAGAAUGGAAUCUACCAGAAACCUGGUUGACAGACUGACAAAUAGGCCAAAUUCUAAUUUUUCCCAGUCACGUAGCAGUGAUCAGAGAGUUACUGUUAUGAGUGACCCAUCUGAAUAAAGCUGACUAAGAGUGCGAGGUGCUUCUACUGAGGCCUCCAAGUUCUCCCAUUUUUAUCCCCUCGCCAAAAUGCAAAAGCGAAACAGAGAAACCCAAAUGGGCCUUUGACUCCACCACUGAGAUUCCUUACGUUGUGGGAAUGGCAGCUCUUCAAAAUCCCACCUACUCCCAGUCAGACUUUCUGCUGCCAGUGAACAUGACUAGGAGACUGUUAAAGGUUUCUAGAACUGGAAGCUGUAUGUUAGUUGGCAUAUACUUGUGAAGGGUAGGCAUAGUUUAUCAUACCAUAGUAAGAAGCUUGCAGCAUUGCGGGCUGGGUUAAUAUAGUGGUUUCUCAUUUUCAUAGCGAUGUUAAAACAUCUGAGAAUCUGAAUCACCCUUGAGUAUGGAAGCAUAUGACAGUUACUGUGCGCUCAGAACUAUAAAUACAAUUUAGAGUAAUAAAGUACUUCUAAACAAGGAAGAAUUUGUGCCUUAUGGCUAAUGCGAUAAGUAUAUUAAUAAAUCUAAAGUUUAAGCAUAUGAUUAAUAAAAAACAUUUAGUGCUUGAUUAUUGAAGUGAUGUUACUAUUAAGAUGUCAAAAUGAAUUUGCCAUUCUUUUUUUUUUUAAUUGCUGUAGAGGCAGGUGCUAUUCUUGUUUCUUAUAAGAGUGCACCUGGACACCAAGCUUUUGUGAUAGUUAAUGUUAGGGAUUUGAUUUGUAAAAUUUAUGCACUGGUUAAGCAUGGGGCUCAUAUUUAGGAAGCUAUAGAAAAUUCCACAUCUCAUUUAUCUUUUUUGCAGAUGAAGAGGUAUUUGUAUUUUUUAAAUAUUAAAUAAAACAACUUGUGCCAAUAUGAUAGGUAGAUAAAUCAGGCAAAAUGUGGCAGUGUUUGGCUGUCUUUAAUUUAGUUUUGCCCAGUCUUGAGUCUUGAAUGAGCUGCUUUCAUUUUAUUAGUGCUUUUGUAUUGAACUCUGAUUCAUCGUAAGAAAUGCAACAUGAUAAAUUGUGUAGUGGCUGUCCAAUAUUAAAGAUUUCCAAAAACUGUC
Molecule: messenger RNA, 4736 nt
Organism: Felis catus (domestic cat)
Lineage: Eukaryota; Metazoa; Chordata; Mammalia; Carnivora; Felidae
Gene: SLC16A7
Product: solute carrier family 16 member 7
Exons: 5
Coding region: 1147-2595 (482 amino acids)
Biological process (GO): transmembrane transport; monocarboxylic acid transport
Cellular component (GO): membrane
Molecular function (GO): monocarboxylic acid transmembrane transporter activity
Source: RefSeq, a predicted model, not a curated record